GGUGAACUUAAAUUCACAUAACACUAUUUUUUUUAUGAAUCUAUAGGAGCAUGUGCAACGGCAAGGAAGAAGAAUGCCUUGUAUUGCCACAUCAAUUCCUUCCUCUCAUAUCAUGACAUGACAAGAACAAAAUACCUUGCUUACAAAGUCGGCUCUCAACAAAAACAAAACCCACAAUUCAAACAUCAAAGCUGCUGCCGACCUUCAAUACGCUGUGCAGAGAAGAUAUUUCUGAGCGUGAAUUGCAGGGGAAGAAUUGCUUUUAACAAUUCAUGGGGGCGAUUGAUUUUUGCCAGAAUCCAUCAAUCUGCAUUUCAAAGUCCAGGCCCAAUUCUCGAACUGAAACGCAUUGGAAGAGAAGGGUUUCGGUUGUGGCAUCUUCUUCUGUGCCUAUCAAGGAGAAGAGUCAGUCUGGAGAAGUUGCCCGCGGGGCAUCAUUCAUCCGCCCCCAUCUCCAGAAUCUCAAACCCUAUCAGCCCAUUUUACCCUUUGAGGUGUUAUCAGCUCGACUUGGCAGGAAGCCUGAAGACAUUGUAAAAUUAGAUGCCAAUGAAAACCCUUAUGGUCCACCGCCAGAUGUUUUAGAAGCUCUGGGAUCGGUAGAAUUUCCCUAUAUUUAUCCUGACCCUGAAAGUCGUAAGUUGCGAGCUGCACUUUCUGAGGACUCUGGACUUGAGUCUGAGUAUAUUCUUGCUGGGUGUGGUGCAGAUGAACUCAUUGAUUUGAUAAUGCGGUGUGUAUUGGAUCCUGGCGAUAAAAUUGUUGACUGCCCACCAACCUUUACUAUGUAUGAAUUUGAUGCAGCUGUUAAUGGUGCGCAUGUUAUCAAGGUACCUCGGCACACAGACUUUAGCCUGGAUGUGGAAAGGAUUGCUGAAGUUGUUGAGAAGGAAAAGCCUAAAUGCAUAUUUCUAACGUCUCCCAAUAACCCAGAUGGAAGCAUAAUCAAUGAUACCGAGCUUCUGGAAAUACUUAAUAUGCCAAUAUUGGUUGUACUUGAUGAAGCAUACAUUGAAUUUUCGGGCAUUGGAUCAAGGAUGACAUGGGUGAAGAAGUAUGACAAUCUCAUUGUUCUACGCACAUUCAGCAAACGAGCUGGUCUAGCUGGGCUCCGUGUGGGAUAUGGGGCGUUUCCCCUGAGCAUGAUUGAAUACAUUUGGAGAGCAAAGCAACCCUAUAAUGUGUCUGCAGUUGCUGAGAUUGCUGCUUGUGCUGCAUUAAGGAACCCCACCUAUCUUGAGAACGUAAAAGUGGCACUUGUACAAGAAAGGGAGAGGCUAUAUGAUCUCUUGAAAGAAGUUCCCUUUCUUGACCCAUACCCAAGCCACUCCAACUUCAUUCUUUGCAAGGUUACAUCUGGAGUGGAUGCUAAAAAAUUAAAGGAAGACCUGGCUAUGAUGGGCGUGAUGAUCAGGCAUUACGCCAGCAAGGAAUUGUGUGGUUUCGUUCGUGUCUCUGUCGGUAAGCCCCAGCACACCGAUGCACUAAUGGAGGCCCUGAAACACUUCUACUAGAGGCCAAAUUUGUAAGAGGAAUGCUUGAAUCACAAAGUGAUCAUAGAUAUCACAAACUUACCCUUUUUGAAUUAAGUUCCAAAAAUAAAUAGUAUAAAAUAAUUUAGAAUUUUAGACAGUGAAAAUUUAAUACAAAAAUGGUAAGUUUGUGAUGUUUGUGACAACUUUGUUGGUGACUCUUUGCUCUUUGUCAAGGGUCUUUCUAGUGAAAUAGUGUGAUGGGCAAUAACGGAUAACAAUAUUGGGUCAGCAAGAUAUUUGAGAUUUGAAUAAAGUUAGACUUUUGGCUUACAUUUAUCAAUGUAUGAUGAUACGAUUCCCAAUAUUUCUAUUUUCUCUAAAUAAAUGUCAGUAAUUGAU
Cuscuta campestris is the source of this 1874-nucleotide messenger RNA. NCBI's taxonomy places the organism in Eukaryota, Viridiplantae, Streptophyta, Magnoliopsida, Solanales, Convolvulaceae. The record is from the annotation of a GenBank genome assembly.